AUGGAACAAGAAGAAUACACGAAGGAGCAGAUAAAUUGGAGCUACAUUGAAUUUGUUGACAACCAAGAUGUUUUGGACCUUAUUGAAAAGAAACCUGGAGGAAUAAUUGCACUCCUUGAUGAAGCUUGUAUGUUUCCAAAGUCCACACAUGAAACAUUUUCAAACAAACUUUAUCAAACAUUUAAGAAUAACAAGCGCUUUAUUAAGCCAAAAUUGUCUCGAACAGAUUUCACUAUUUCUCAUUAUGCUGGCGAGGUGACCUACCAAUCUGACCAAUUUUUAGACAAAAACAAAGAUUAUGUGGUUGCUGAACAUCAAGAUUUAUUGAGUGUUUCCAAAUGUCCAUUUGUAGCUGGCCUUUUCCCUCCACUUCCAGAAGAGACAUCCAAAUCUUCUAAAUUUUCUUCAAUUGGUGCUCGAUUUAAGCUGCAACUACAGCAAUUAAUGGAAACACUAAGUUCUACAGAGCCUCAUUACGUUAGAUGUGUGAAACCAAACAAUCUCCUCAAGCCUUCAAUUUUUGAGAAUUCAAAUAUUAUGCAGCAACUUCGCUGUGGUGGUGUUUUAGAGGCAAUCAGAAUCAGUUGUGCUGGCUACCCUACUCGCCGUGCUUUCUUUGAAUUUAUAAACCGAUUUUCCCUUCUUGCUCCAGAGGUCACAGAAGCACAUCAUGAUGAGAAGACUGUUUGCCAAGAUAUUCUGGAAAAAGUGGGGCUUAAAGGAUAUCAGAUUGGAAAAACAAAGGUAUUCCUAAGAGCAGGUCAGAUGGCUGAACUAGAUGCACGGAGAGCUCAAAUGCUCAGUAAUGCCGCAAAAACUAUCCAACGGCGUAUCCGAACUCAUCAAGCUCGUAAACAUUAUGUUGCACUACGGAAGACGACUACAGUGGUUCAGUCUAUUUGGAGAGCAAGACUUGCAUUCAAAUUUUAUCAGAACUUGAGAAAGGAUGCAGCUGCCGUGAAAAUUCAGAAGAAUAUACGCAGAUAUGCAUCUAGGAAAGCCUAUACUAAACUCAAAGCAUCAGUACUUGCUUUGCAAACAGCUUUAAGGGGAAUUGCUUCCCUCAAGGAGUUCAGAUUUAGGAAACAGACUAAAGCUUCCAUCAUUAUUCAGGCUGCAAGAGAAACUGGUGCACUUAAGGAGGCAAAGGACAAGCUUGAAAAAAGAGUGGAGGAACUCACUUGGCGUCUUCAACUAGAGAAAAGUUUAAGGAACAACCUAGAAGAGUCCAAAGCACAAGAGAUAGCAAAACUGCAGAAUUCACUGCAGGAGAUGCAGAACAAAGUUGAUGAAACCAAUGCAUUACUUAUAAAGGAGCGAGAGGCUGCAAAGAAAGCUACUGAGGAAGCACCUCCUAUUGUUAAAGAAACUCAGGUUAUUGUUGAAGACACUGAGAAGAUCGAAUCACUAACAGUGGAAAUUGAGACUCUAAAGACCUCCCUUGAGUCCGAGAAACAGAAAGCUGACGACUAUGAAAGGAAAUAUAAUGAGUCCCAAGCUUCUUGUGAGGAAACGAGUAAAAAAUUAGAAGACGCAGAAAAGAAGGUUCGUCAGCUCCAAGAAUCUUUGACCAGGCUAGAAGAGAAGAUUACUAAUUCAGAAUCAGAGAAUCAAGUUCUACGUCAACAAGCUGUGUCGAUGGCACCAAAUAAGUUCCUCUCAGGACGCACUAGAUCAGUUAUUCAGAAACUGGAUGGUGGACAUAUUGGAAUGGAAGCAAAGACAACUUUGGAUAUGCAUAGCUCAUCAAUUAACCACAGGGAAUCCCCUGAAGUGGAGGAUAAACCACAGAAGUCACUCAAUGAGAAACAACAGGAGAACCAAGAAUUACUUAUUAGAUGCAUUGCACAAAACCUAGGCUUUGCUGGAAAUAGACCAAUUGCGGCUUGUAUCAUAUACAAAUGCCUCUUGCAUUGGAGAUCGUUUGAAGUUGACCGUACUAGCGUUUUUGAUCGUCUAAUCCAAACUAUUGGGCACGCAAUUGAGCGCACACUAAAAGCAAGUGGUGCGGCUGGAAUGGCUCCUCAACGUCGUCGAUCUUCAUCAGGGAGCCUGUUUGGGAGGGUGACACAUAGCUUCCGUGGAACUCCAGCUGGAGUCACCCUUCCCCUAAUCAAUGGUAGCAUGAGCGGUGUAGAUACAUUAAAAGUUGAAGCCAAGUACCCUGCCCUCCUUUUCAAACAGCAGCUUACAGCUUAUGUGGAAAAGAUAUAUGGAAUGAUUCGAGAUAACUUGAAGAAAGAAAUUUCUCCCUUGCUUGGAUUAUGCAUCCAGGCACCCAGAACAUCCAGAGCGAGCUUGGUUAAGGGAUCAUCACGUUCAGUUGCAAACACUGAAGCCCAGAAAGCUUUGAUUGCUCACUGGCAGGGGAUAGUUAAGAGCCUUGGGAACUUCUUAAAUACUUUGAAAGCAAAUCAUGUUCCUCCAUAUUUGGUUCGUAAGGUUCUUCUUCUAAGACGGGAGUGCUGCUCAUUUAGUAAUGGAGAAUAUGUGAAAUCUGGUUUGGGUGAAUUGGAGGAUUGGUGCAAUGGUGCCACAGAAGAGUACUCUGGUUCGGCUUGGGAUGAGCUCAAACAUAUAAGACAGGCUAUUGGAUUUUUGGUAUCUAUCUUGCCUGUAUCCAUCUGCAUGGUAAUACAUCAGAAACCAAGGAAAGCGCUGCAUGAAAUAAGUCACGACCUGUGCCCAGUCCUCAGCAUACAGCAGCUAUAUCGGAUUAGCACCAUGUAUUGGGAUGACAAGUAUGGCACACAUAGCGUAUCCCCUGAUGUUAUAUCCAAUAUGAGAGUGUUGAUGACUGAAGAUUCAAAUAAUGCAGUUAGUAAUUCUUUCCUGUUGGAUGAUGAUUCAAGCAUUCCGUUUUCUGUCGAUGACUUAGCGAAGUCGAAGGAACUGAUCGAUGUCUCUGAUUUAGAGGCCCCACCACUAUUACGUGAAAACACUGGCUUUAGUUUUCUGUUGCCACGCCCAGACGCACAGAUAUCAUGA
Messenger RNA from Sphenostylis stenocarpa, 2988 nucleotides. The record is from the annotation of a GenBank genome assembly. NCBI's taxonomy places the organism in Eukaryota, Viridiplantae, Streptophyta, Magnoliopsida, Fabales, Fabaceae.